Messenger RNA from Chaetomium globosum CBS 148.51, 585 nucleotides. RefSeq lists its product as uncharacterized. Gene Ontology annotation, cellular component: signal recognition particle, endoplasmic reticulum targeting. Bases 1 to 585 code for a protein of 194 amino acids. NCBI's taxonomy places the organism in Eukaryota, Fungi, Ascomycota, Sordariomycetes, Sordariales, Chaetomiaceae. The record is from RefSeq and is a predicted model, not a curated record. Gene Ontology annotation, biological process: SRP-dependent cotranslational protein targeting to membrane. The transcript has 2 exons.
AUGCCCUACUACGCAAAAUCCGAAGACUGGCUACACCAGUCUUCCCUCCUCCUCCAAGCCCGUCCUUUAACAACACGCAUCACAACCCGCUACCACCUCAAGCCCGCCCGACGAGUCCCCAAACCCAAAAAAUCCACCGACGCAGACGCCACCACCACAACAACCCCCCCAGCAGCACCCAAAAACCAACAACAACAACAACAAGCAGAAACCGACGCUAAGCCCCCGCGCGGCCACCUCGUGCUCAAGACCUACGACGCACACAGCGGCGUGACGCUCAAGUACAAGACCUCCAAGGCGGCCGAGGUGACGCGUCUGGUGCAGAUGCUGGGCACGCUGGGAAGGGGCAUGGCUGGGUUGGCUGCUACUACUACUGCUGCUGUUGAGAAUGUGGCAGGGGCAGGGGCUGGGGCAGGGGGGGAGGAUGAGGUUAUGGUGGAUGUGUCUGGUGUGUCUGGUGGUGGUGAGGUGGGGAGUGGAGCGCAGACUCCGGUUGGGGGUGCUACUGCUGGUGGGAAGGAGCAGCAGCAGCAGCAGCAAGGGGGUGGGGGUGGUGGGAAGAAGAAGAAGAAGGGGAAGAAGUAG